Messenger RNA from Puma concolor (puma), 1131 nucleotides. RefSeq names its product general transcription factor IIA subunit 1 (gene GTF2A1). Gene Ontology annotation, cellular component: transcription factor TFIIA complex. The record is from RefSeq and is a predicted model, not a curated record. Gene Ontology annotation, biological process: transcription initiation at RNA polymerase II promoter; transcription by RNA polymerase II. Lineage: Eukaryota; Metazoa; Chordata; Mammalia; Carnivora; Felidae.
AUGGCGAACUCGGCAAAUACAAACACCGUGCCUAAAUUAUACAGAUCUGUGAUUGAAGAUGUUAUUAACGAUGUGAGAGACAUCUUUUUGGAUGAUGGAGUUGAUGAGCAAGUUCUGAUGGAACUGAAAACUUUGUGGGAGAAUAAACUAAUGCAGUCUAGGGCAGUCGAUGGAUUUCAUUCAGAAGAGCAACAGCUUUUACUGCAAGUUCAACAACAACAUCAACCUCAGCAACAGCAGCAUCACCACCACCACCACCAUCAGCAAACUCAACCACAGCAGACGGUACCUCAGCAAGCGCAGACCCAGCAGGUCCUUAUUCCUGCCUCACAGCAAGCUGCUGCACCACAAGUUAUAGUUCCUGAUUCUAAGCUGAUACAACAUAUGAAUGCAUCAAACAUGAGCGCUGCUGCUACAGCUGCUACCUUGGCACUCCCUGCAGGCGUGACUCCUGUUCAACAGAUAUUAACAAAUUCAGGCCAGCUUCUUCAAGUAGUCAGAGCAGCCAAUGGUGCCCAGUAUAUCUUCCAGCCUCAGCAGUCAGUGGUUCUACAACAACAAGUUAUACCACAAAUGCAGCCUGGUGGAGUACAAGCCCCUGUUAUACAACAGGUACUGGCCCCUCUUCCUGGAGGGAUUUCACCACAGACGGGUGUCAUCAUUCAGCCACAGCAAAUCUUAUUUACAGGAAAUAAGACUCAAGUUAUACCUACAACAGUGGCUGCACCAACACCGGCACAGGCACAGAUAACUGCAGCUGGCCAACAGCAACCACAGGCCCAGCCUGCUCAGCCACAAGCUCCAUUGGUGUUACAGGUUGAUGGAACUGGGGAUACGUCAUCUGAAGAAGAUGAAGAUGAAGAAGAAGACUAUGAUGAUGAUGAGGAGGAAGACAAAGAGAAAGAUGGAGCUGAGGAUGGGCAGGUAGAAGAAGAGCCCCUCAACAGUGAAGAUGAUGUGAGUGAUGAGGAAGGACAGGAACUCUUUGAUACAGAAAAUGUUGUUGUAUGCCAAUAUGAUAAGAUACACAGAAGUAAAAACAAAUGGAAAUUUCAUCUCAAGGAUGGCAUUAUGAAUCUUAAUGGAAGAGAUUAUAUAUUUUCCAAAGCCAUUGGAGAUGCAGAAUGGUGA